AUGGCAACACCUCAUGAGGCCUCAUGUCGCUCUUGUGGCCUCAUUCGCCGACAUUGCCAGUGUCACCGGCAAACUUCUCUAACCGGUUCCGACAAGCCCACAGAGAUUACUCCAGCUUGUUGCUGCGCUUACUAUAUCUCUAUCACUCUUUGCCUCCUCGCUUUUCCUCUAAUCUGUAUAACUAUUGAUAAACUUUUCGACGCCAGCCAAAUCAGUUGUUUCUUGGAGCUCUUUGCUGAAUCCGUCUCCGUCUCAAACGAGAACGCAAACACAAACGUUUCAGCCGCUGAUUGGAGGAUCGGUUUUGUUGCGAGGAGUCCAGUCACCGGCUGCAAAAUCUCUCUACAUACUCUCAAAUCGCGUUUACUCCUUGGCGACCAAGUUAUCUCCAACUCAACAUCUCCGUCGUUGGAUCAUUUCGGAAGAGUUGUCACCGGAGACAAAGCAAACCUUUUCUUCGAAACGGUGGUGAUGCCGGAAGUUACUGGCGACGUGGUUUGGGAUAUACGGGUUGAGAUUAUAGCUGGAGUGAAGACAGAUUUAAAAUAUGGAAAUGGUUUCUUGUUGGUGUUUUGCGGCGAUAUACCGGUGAAAUUUACGGCGGAUCCUGCGGGAAGCGUGAUCGGAUCGUUGCUCGGAAAUAUAAGACGAUGUGACUAUUUAUUCCGGAAUAACUUGAAUCCUUAUCUUGAAUCUCUACGAUCGUGA
Molecule: messenger RNA, 708 nt
Organism: Microthlaspi erraticum
Lineage: Eukaryota; Viridiplantae; Streptophyta; Magnoliopsida; Brassicales; Brassicaceae
Source: the annotation of a GenBank genome assembly